GUGGGGUGGGUGGGGGUGUUGAGUUGCUAGGUUAGUCGGGUGGGAAUAUUGUGAAGAGUUCGAAGCGAUUUUGGGGGUUGGAGUCGGCUGUAAAGGGAUGAACGAUGGAGAACUAUGAGAAGCUAGAGAAGAUCGGCGAAGGAAUGUAUGGGAAAGUGUACAAGGCGCGUGACAGAAGAACAGGGGCGCUGGUGGCGCUGAAGAAGAUUAAGAUAGAGAAUGAGGAGGAAGGCAUUCCUGCUACGACAUUGCGAGAAGUAUCUCUGUUGCAAAUGCUUUCUAAGUGCAUCUACUUCGUUCGGUUAUUAGGCGUGGAGCAUUUACACAAGAAUGGGAAGCCAGCGUUGUACCUGGUUUUUGAGUACAUUGAUACAGACCUCAGAAGGUUUUUGGAUCUGUCGUGGCCGGGCCUGGACAACCCACUUCCUCAAAAUACGAUUAAGAGCUUUGUGUACCAAUUGCUGAAAGGGGUUGCUCAUUGCCACAGCCACGGAGUAAUGCACAGAGAUUUGAAGCCUCAGAACCUCCUCGUCGAUUGGAGCAAGGGUCUGUUAAAAAUUGCGGAUCUGGGCUUAGGAAGGGCCUUCACUGUUCCGGUCAAGAGCUACACCCACGAGGUUGUCACGCUGUGGUACCGUGCCCCCGAAAUCCUGCUGGGAGCCUCUCAUUAUUCAACACCCGUGGACAUGUGGUCUGUAGGAUGUAUAUUUGCUGAGUUGUGUCGCAAGACGCCUCUGUUUCCAGGGAAUUCUGAACUCCAGCAACUUCUCUACAUUUUUCGGUUAUUAGGAACACCAAAUGAGCAAGUAUGGCCUGGUGUAACUACACUACGGGACUGGCAUGCCUACCCACAGUGGAGAGCUCACGACAUUGCACAAGCUGUGCCAGGAAUCGAACCAAGUGGUGUCGAUCUUCUCGAUCGCAUGUUGCAAUACAACCCAGCGAAUCGAAUUUCAGCCAAGGAAGCUCUGAUCCACCCUUAUUUUGAUAACCUCGACAAGUCGCAGUAUUAAGUGUUUGUAAGCAAGGAAAGAUAUCAACCAUUAGAUAAAUUCUUAACCAUUUAACUCCAUUCUUUACAUGCGGAAGAAUUACUCGUAGCCAAUGAAGAUAUGUUGGGGUCGACCAUACGUGACAAACGCCCCAUUGGAUUCUUCAGUAAUUCCCAUGCUCAUUCGCUAUGGCAGAUUCCUGCAUCGUUAAUAAUCGAAUCCUCUACAUAGAGAACUCGAGUGUAACAUAACCUUUUCAAUUCUUUUUGAUGCCAAGUAAGAUGUUCAGUACUGAACGCGUAGAGAUAAAAGCUGUUCACACGCUUCUUACUCAUUCUUUCCACUAUGAUUCGAAAGUGGUAUAACUAUUUGAUUUAGAAAUGUACUCACUAAUUCAGAUCAUUCGAUUAAAGAUUUUACUGCAAUUUUUAUUGCAAUUUGUAUUCAGUUUCCAAAGGACCUCACUUAUCUUUGGCAGUGAUGGGUUUAAGCAAUAAAAUCUUUUCUUAUCGGGUUCUACAAUUGCAGAACUCUCUA
Messenger RNA from Physcomitrium patens, 1529 nucleotides. RefSeq names its product cyclin-dependent kinase B1-1. Lineage: Eukaryota; Viridiplantae; Streptophyta; Bryopsida; Funariales; Funariaceae. The record is from RefSeq and is a predicted model, not a curated record. Gene Ontology annotation, molecular function: ATP binding; cyclin binding; cyclin-dependent protein serine/threonine kinase activity. Gene Ontology annotation, biological process: G1/S transition of mitotic cell cycle; protein phosphorylation; regulation of gene expression. Gene Ontology annotation, cellular component: cytoplasm; cyclin-dependent protein kinase holoenzyme complex; nucleus.